AUGUACAUUGAGCGCAUCAUCCUCAGUGGUUUCAAGAGUUACAGAGAUCACACAGUUGUCGAUGGUUUUGACCCAUAUUUCAAUGCUAUCACUGGUUUGAAUGGAAGUGGUAAAUCCAACGUAUUAGAUGCUAUUUGUUUUGUUCUCGGCAUGAGCAACAUUUCAAAUCUCAGAGCAGAAGGACUUCAAGGUCUUAUAUACAAAUCUGGACAAUCAGGUAUAUCUAAAGCUUCAGUCGAAAUUAUUUUCAAUAAUGAAGAUAAGUCUGCAAGCCCAGUAGGCUAUCAGGAGUUCGACAAAAUUACUGUUAUGCGUCAGGUUACAGCUGGAUCAUCAUCAAAGUAUUUCAUUAAUGAUCAUCCAGCAAAUCAGACUCGUGUUCAGAAUCUUUUCCACUCUGUCCAACUUAACGUUAACAAUCCACACUUCCUCAUUCAGCAGGGCAGUAUUGAAAAGAUUGUUAAAAUGAAGCCACCGGAGAUUCUCAAAUUAAUCGAAGAAGCUGCAGGUAUCAGCAUGUUCCAGGUGAAAAAGGAAGACGCAGUUCGUACAUUAGAAAAGAAACAACACCAAUUAGACGAAAUUACAAGAAUUAUUGAAACAGAAUUAAUACCAAACCUUGAAAAGCUCCGAAAAGACAAAGAUGAAUACAAUAAAUGGGCUACAUCUAAGACCGAAAUCGAUCGUCUUAGCAGAUGGCUCAUUGCUAAGAAAUUCACCGAUUGCGAAACAGCAAUCAACGAAGGCGAUGCAGCUGUCGUAAAAGCAAGACAAGAAGCUGAUGAGGCAAAGGCUGCAGAAGAGCAGUCAGCAGCUGAACUUGCAGAAAUCCGUCAAAAAAUCAAAGAUUUACAAAAUUCAAGAGAUGGCGAGACAAAGAAGAAGAUUAACGAACUUAACAAGCGUGCUGAAGAAAUCCAAGAAAAGAUAGAUAGCGCAACAAUGAAGAAAACUCAUGAUUUAGAAGAAUUAAAGAGAAUUAACUCAAAAGUCAAAAAAUUAACAGACCAAUUAAAGGAACAGAAAGAUGAACUCACUAAGAGACAAGAAGAAUCAACAAAAACAACAGAAGACCAUCAAAAACUUGAGAAUGAAGAACAAGAAGCUCUUGAAAAGGUUCAGCAACUCGAGAAGAGAAUUACAGAGGUAAAUAUCGGUAUUGCCAACGAAAAUGAUAAUAAAUCUCUCUCAGACAUCAUAGAAAAUGAGAAGAAGAAGCUUGCAGAUAUUGAUGUAAACUUAAUGAGGAUUUCCAACUCACAGCCGCAUCUCGAGAGACAGUUAAUGAGCUUGCAAUCACAGCUCAAGUCUUCCGAGCGAGAAAAAGUAGAGCUGGAGAACAAGAGAGACAAAGUAAGUUUUGAUCUUGAAAAUAUCAACGAGCAAUUAAGAAAUCUAAACUUCGAUCCUAACCGCGAGAGGAAUCUUUUGCAGGAGAGAGACCAAUUGUCCCACAAAUUGCAACAACUUUCCGAUGAAUUAGAUAAUCUUGAGAGAAACAUCAUUGGCGUCAAUAUCGAUUUCGCUAAUAAGCCUCAUGACUUGAAUGAAGAAGGAAUUUAUGGUGUAGUUGCUCGUUUAAUGAAGAUGAAAGAUGGAAAAUAUUCUCUUGCUGCAGAACAAGCCGCCGGUGGCCGUCUUUAUUACAUUGUUACUGAUAAUAAAGAGACAGCUACACAGCUCAUCAAGCCAGGCGUUUUGCAAAGGAGAUCUACAACAAUUCCAUUAAGAGAAAUCCGUUACAAAAACCCCGAUGCCGAAAAAGUCCGAAAAGCCCAAAGAAUUGAUCCAUCUGCUCACCCAUUAGUCGAUGAAGUAGAGUACAAGAAACUCUUCGAGCCGGCCAUCAGAUACGUCUUCUCAGACACUUUAGUUGUCGACACUUUACAAGGAGCAAGAGAAGUCACUUUUGACAAAAAUAUCAUGAUGAAAAGUGUCACUUUAGAAGGCGAUAUUGUUGAUCCGGCUGGUACAUUGACAGGUGGCAGUCGUCCGCAGAACUCCGGCAUUAUCGAGAAGAUUUCUUUGUUCACGCAAAAGGUCAAUGAAGAGAAGGACAUAAAAGAAAAAUUAAGACAAAUAAAUGACGAAUUGCGAACAUUGGAAAACGACUCUAGAAAGUACAGAGACUUGAUGCAUCAAAAGGACAUCAUGGAGUACGAACUCAAUAUUGCUAAUACAGCAAUAGCGAACUCUAGAAGCGCUGAAUACCAAAGACAAUAUGAUGAAAUUCAGAAUGAAUUGAAACAAAAUUCUGAAGAUGAAGUGAAAUUGAGAUCACAAAAAGGUGACAUCAGAAAAGAGAUUGACAGACUUUCUAGCGAGCUCGAAGCAUGGCAGAGCGAAAAGACAUCGCGUGUUGCAAGCCUCGAGAAACAACUUUCUGAAGCGAGAAAGUUACACGAAGAAAAAACAAAAAUCAGAUUUUCUUCGGAUAACGAAAUCGCAAGAGUUACUGUUUUAGUACAAGAACUGAAUAACCAGAUAAAGCAGAGUGAGCAACAACUCGAUGAUUUCAAGCACGCUGCAGAACAAAAAGAAAAAUCUGCAGAUGAAAACCAGAAAAUUUUGGAAAAGUCAAAUCAAGAAAAAAGUGACAAUGAAAAUGAACUAAAGAAAUUAGAUGAAACAAUGAGAUUAACAAGCAAAUCUCUUGAUGAGUUGCGUAAAUCUGAAGACGCAACAGCUGUUAAACUCCAAAAGGAAACCCAGAAAAGAAAGAAACUCGAAAGUCAAAUAGAAUCUCAUUCAAGAAUCAAAAGUGAACUGAAACAGAAAAUUGAGAGUCUUAUUAAAGACAACAAAUGGAUAGAGCAAGAGAAGAGGUUCUUUGGAGUCAGCCACACCGAUUUCGAUUUCGAAUUAUACGAGAAAAAGGAAGCGAAAUCGAAAUUGAAGAAAAUGAUUGAAGAACAAAAAGAACUCGAAACAAGAGUCAACAAACGUGUCAUGAGCCAAUACGAACGCGCUGAACAUGAACUGAACAAGUUAACAGAAAAGAAACAAAUUGUUGAAGAAGAAAAAGUCAAAAUUUUGGAUGUCAUCAAAGAGUUGGAACAAAAGAAAGAAGAAGCAUUGACAACAGCACUCAAGAAAGUCAAUGGAGAUCUUUCUGAUAUUGUUUCACAUCUGCUCUACGGUGCAACAGCAACUCUUGAAGAUGAAAAUGACCACGGAGUUCGUGGUUUCGAUUUCAUCGUAAGAUUGAAUGGUUUACAGAAAGGUUUGCAAGAAUUAUCUGGUGGCCAGAGAGCUCUGAUUGCUCUUGGCUUAGUCUUGGCGCUUCUUAAGUUUAACCCGGCUCCAAUCUAUAUUUUGGAUGAAGUUGAUGCCGCUUUGGAUUUGUCUAGAACUCAGGAUAUCGGAAGACUUUUGAAAUCUCAAUUCAAAGCUUCGCAAUUCAUCGUUGUUUCUCAUAAGGAAGGCCUCUAUAAAUAUGCUAACGUUCUAUUUAGAACAUCAUUCAAUGGAACAACGCAAAUAACAAGAACUGUUCAACACCAUGAUUAG
Molecule: messenger RNA, 3510 nt
Organism: Trichomonas vaginalis G3
Lineage: Eukaryota; Parabasalia; Trichomonadida; Trichomonadidae
Product: structural maintenance of chromosomes protein 2 family
Exons: 1
Coding region: 1-3510 (1169 amino acids)
Biological process (GO): chromosome organization
Cellular component (GO): chromosome
Molecular function (GO): protein binding; ATP binding; ATP hydrolysis activity
Source: RefSeq, a predicted model, not a curated record